Alternaria atra is the source of this 1326-nucleotide messenger RNA. RefSeq lists its product as uncharacterized. Gene Ontology annotation, cellular component: endoplasmic reticulum. The record is from RefSeq and is a predicted model, not a curated record. Gene Ontology annotation, molecular function: dol-P-Man:Man(5)GlcNAc(2)-PP-Dol alpha-1,3-mannosyltransferase activity. Lineage: Eukaryota; Fungi; Ascomycota; Dothideomycetes; Pleosporales; Pleosporaceae. The transcript has 3 exons. The coding region runs from base 1 to 1326 and encodes 441 amino acids.
AUGUCACUCUUCGCGCGCGCGAAAGACCUAGCCUACAAUCCUGAUCACACAAGAUGGAUGACACCUCUCCUACUCAUUGCAGACGCCGCGCUCUCAGGCGUGAUAAUCGAGAAGAUACCCUGUUCGUGCUCUCCUGUCUUACUCUCACAAAACACCACGUGUCCUAACAACGAUGGCUUUUCAGAUACAGAGAUAGACUGGACAACAUAUAUGCAGCAGAUUUCCAUAUACCUUAAAGGCGAGCGCGACUAUAAGAACAUUGCUGGUUCUACAGGUCCGCUUGUGUAUCCUGGUGCGCAUGUAUGGAUCUACAAGCAUCUGUACAAGUGGACGGAUGAAGGGCGGGAUAUAGGCCUUGCGCAAUAUAUCUUCGCCGGUGUGUAUUUGCUUACGCUUGGUGUGGUGUUUCAAUGUUAUAGGAAGGCUAGAGUCCCGCCAUACAUCUUUCCGCUGUUGAUUUUGUCAAAACGUAUGCAUAGUAUUUUCAUGCUGCGAUGCUUCAACGAUUGCUUCGCGGUCUUAUUCUUUUGGUUGGCUGUUUACUGCUACCAGCGCAAUCAAUGGCAUUUGGGGAGUGCGCUGUAUAGCACAGGCCUGAACGUCAAGAUGAGCUUGUUGUUGCCAUUGCCCGCAAUGGGCAUUCUGAUGGUGAUGAAGUUGGGUGGGAGAGAAGCAUUGACACAGGCCAUGAUCAUUGUGCAGGUUUCAGUCUUAUAUGGCUACCCCUUCAGGAAGCGCGCACCCAGUUACUUUGCCCGCGCUUUCGAACUCAGCCGUGUCUUCCUUUACAAAUGGACCGUGAAUUGGCGCUUCGUCCCGGAAUCUACAUUCCUCUCCCGGCCCUUCGCUGUCGGCCUACUCGCUCUGCAUGUUGGCCUCCUCAUCUGGUAUGCCCGAACCCGCUGGAUCAAGCCCUCGAAGCGCAACGUCCGCGAGUUCCUCAAACUCUGUAUUCCAGCCAUAGAGCCCCGGGACCAAGACACCAUGUCCAGCAAGAUCACCCCGGACUUUAUCAUGACGACGAUGCUGACCGCGAUGACAAUCGGACUACUUUGCGCGAGGAGUUUGCACUACCAGUUUUACUCGUACAUUGCGUGGAGCACACCAUUCUUGUUGUGGAAAGCAGGUUUCAAUCCGGCCGUGGUAUAUGCAUUAUGGGGCGCGCAAGAGUGGGCGUGGAAUGUGUACCCGAGUACACCGGCGAGUUCGGCAACGGUUGUAGGCGUUCUGGCGAUCACAGUCGCGGGCGUGUGGUGGGGAACGAGGAAGGAUUAUGAAGGUGUGACGAAGGGCAUAAUCGAGGAGGAUCAUGAGCACGCCGAGUGA